Messenger RNA from Theobroma umbraticum, 1317 nucleotides. RefSeq names its product plastid transcriptionally active 4 (gene PTAC4). Gene Ontology annotation, cellular component: chloroplast. Gene Ontology annotation, biological process: thylakoid membrane organization. The record is from RefSeq and is a predicted model, not a curated record. Lineage: Eukaryota; Viridiplantae; Streptophyta; Magnoliopsida; Malvales; Malvaceae.
AUGGCCGUCAAAUCUCAAAUAAUUACAGGAUUGAUUCUCCCCUUGAAACCCACUGCUUCUUCUUCUUCUUCUUCUUCUUCAAGCUCCAGUAAUAAUAGCAGCGGCCUCUGUUUAGUUAAGAAACCACUCACUUCUUCCUUCUUCAAUGGCGGAGUGGCUGCCCUAAAAGUAACGAGGAUAAGGACCCUUCCAGGAAGAUCACAUUGUCAUAGACAAGGUGGAGGUGCCCUUGGUACACGCAUGAACCUUUUCGAUAGGUUUGCUAGAGUUGUAAAGUCAUAUGCAAAUUCAAUCUUAAGUUCCUUUGAAGACCCAGAGAAAAUUUUAGAUCAAGCUGUGCUUGAAAUGAACGAUGACUUGGUAAAGAUGAGACAGGCCACAGCACAAGUAUUAGCAUCUCAAAAGCGGUUGGAAAAUAAGUACAAAGCUGCAGAACAGGCUUCUGGAGAUUGGUAUCGUAAAGCACAGCUGGCUCUUCAGAAAGGAGAAGAGGAUCUUGCACGUGAAGCCCUGAAGAGGCGUAAAUCUUAUGCUGAUAAUGCUAAUUCUUUGAGAGCUCAACUAGAUCAACAGAAAAGUGUUGUUGAGAAUCUCGUCUCUAACACACGGCUUUUGGAGAGCAAGAUACAAGAGGCAAAGUCAAAGAAAGACACUCUGAAAGCACGUGCACAGUCAGCAAGAACUGCAACAAAAGUGAAUGAGAUGGUGGGAAAUGUCAACACUAGCAGUGCUUUAUCUGCUUUUGAGAAAAUGGAGGAGAAAGUUAUGGCAAUGGAGUCUGAAGCAGAAGCACUUGGGCAGUUAACCACAGAUGAUCUAGAAGGGAAGUUUGCAUUACUUGAGAGCACAUCGGUUGACGAUGAUCUUGCAAACUUGAAAAAGGAACUCUCUGGUAGCUCACAGAAAGGAGAGCUUCCACCUGGAAGAACUGUUUCUGCCAGCUCAAACAAGACAUUUCCCUAUCGAGAUUCUGAGAUUGAGAUGGAGCUUAACGAAUUGAGGCAAAAGGCAAAGGACUUCUAAAGUUUCUGAUCUGCAUACAACAAAUCUCGGAAUAUUUAUUUCAGGAACAAACCUUCUUCCAACAGUUCAAACUAGGUGAGCUAUAGUCCAAACAGAUAGUUUGUAUAGCUGCAGUCCAAACUCAGUAAUUUUUGGGUGGUUGUGUACAUACUUGUGUAUUAACAUUAGAUGAUCAUUGUCAUGUAGCACUUACAACCUAUGUGCAGCUGCGGCAAUGACCUAUGUUUUGGACUAUGUAUUCAGUAGUUUGUUAAUGUACAAUCAGUCUUCCUGGCAACUUCCUUGGCAUUUUAA